Messenger RNA from Populus trichocarpa (black cottonwood), 1869 nucleotides. RefSeq names its product bifunctional nitrilase/nitrile hydratase NIT4B. The transcript has 5 exons. Gene Ontology annotation, biological process: detoxification of nitrogen compound. The coding region runs from base 220 to 1458 and encodes 412 amino acids. The record is from RefSeq and is a predicted model, not a curated record. Gene Ontology annotation, molecular function: nitrile hydratase activity; nitrilase activity. NCBI's taxonomy places the organism in Eukaryota, Viridiplantae, Streptophyta, Magnoliopsida, Malpighiales, Salicaceae.
AACAUGGUCAAAAUAUCAAUGUUUUAUUACUAGCACAACGCUGAUGCUGAAACACAAUGGUAUGGACAAGCAUGAAACCAGAUUUCCAACAGACAGACAGCAUUUGUACGAGCGUCCUAUUCCUACAUAGUUCAUAACGCCGAGUGCUGCCAACAACCUCACUCACUCAAGAGGCAAUAGUGAAAAGUGUACUGCUCAAGUAAAACUUGUCUGUCUUUAAUGGAGGAAUCAACAAAAAAUGCGGAGGCUAAGAAAGAAAAGAAGAGAGGACAUCGUCCUCUCAUCGUAGCACAAUCACCGGCCGAAAAGGCCCACAUCAUGGUCCCUGCCAUGUGUAGCACUGCCAUUUACCGCCUCAGAGGUGAACUGGGUCUCGGCUCCUGCGGUGCAGCCAUUCACUGGCUCGUCCACCAUGCCCGGCCUGAUCUCAUUCCCGCCCCCGAACCACCCACUAAGACUAAAUCGGCUAAGACUUGCCCCAGUCGCAAAACGGACUCCGUUGAUCAUGACCCAAUUCCAAAACCCGCUUGCAUGGCGAGGGCAGAUGGUGAUACGCCUGUUUCUGAUUUUCCGGCUACCGCCCGGGCAGCGAGGUCUCCGGUGAGAGCCACUGUGGUGCAGGCUUCGACGGUGGUUUUUGACACUCCGGCAACAUUGGCAGAUAAAGCAGAGAGAUUGAUUGCUGGUGCAGCAGCAUAUGGGUCACAAUUAGUUGUGUUUCCAGAAGCUUUUGUUGGUGGUUAUCCUAGGAGUGUGAGGUUUGAUGCUACAAAUCCAACUGAAGGAGAUGAUGGUUUGCAGAGGUACUAUGCCUCAGCUAUUGAUGUGCCUGGUCCUGAAGUUGAGAGACUUGCGAAAAUUGCUGGUAAAUAUAAAGUACACUUAGUAAUGGGAGUGGUGGAGAGAGCUGGAUUUUAUCUCUACAGUACAAUGCUGUUCUUUGAUUCCCAGGGACAGCAUCUCGGACAGCAUCGCAAGAUAACACUAGUGGCAUCAGAGAGUGCAGUGUGGAAUUCUGGAGGGAAAUCAACAUUGCCAAUAUAUGAGACCUCGAUUGGGAAAAUUGGUGGCCUUACCUGUUGGGACAAUAAAUGGCCACUUCUAAGAACUGAGUUAUAUGAUAAAGGUGUAGAAAUAUAUUGUGCGCCUACGGCUGAUGCAGGGGAAAUAUGGAAAGCAUCCAUGAUCCAUAUUGCCCUCGAAGGUGGUUGCUUUGUUCUUUCUGCAAAUCAAUUUUGCAGGAGGAGAGAUUAUCCAUUUCCACCUGGAGAUUCAAAUGGUGAUGCAUCAUUAGAUGCCAUCACAUGCGCUGGAGGUAGUGUUAUCAUUUCACCAUCAGGGACCAUCUUGGCUGGUCCUAGUUACCAUGGAGAAUGUCUUAUCUCAGCUGAUCUAGACCUUGGAGAUAUCAUUCUAGCAAAGACAAAAUAUGGCGGAAUUAGAACCAUGUCAGGGUGACUGCAAAUGGAUCCAAUCCCUUUUUGUCUGCGACAGAAAUGAAAACUAAAGCUCCUGGAGAGCUUUCAGAGCAACUUAGCUGUGUAGAACAUGUUAGUUCUAGAAUAACCUUUUCUAGUCUACUAAUGGGAAUGCCUAGAAUUUGUUUAUCAUCAGUUUUCUCCAGUUUCCAUGGGUACAAAGUGCAGGGCAAGACUUGUCUGCUGGCCUAAAUAACUAGGUUCAGAGAAACUGAGUGUGCUUGUAUAAUAGCCAUUCUGGGCAAUUUUGAUGUGGACAGUAGGUCCGAGGUUAAAUUAGAUUGUAAGAUUUGGCCAAACCCGGUGUAACGUAGAGUUGCUGAAACUAAUUCGAAUGCUUUUGAUACUGUUACAAAAUCUAGAUUAUCAAUGAAUUCUCUUGCUUGAGGAA